AUGGAGGAGAGAGAAGCACUGAAGAGGCAAAUUGAACUUUUACAAAAUCUCAUCAAUAAACAUAAGAGCAUCCACGGUGACGCACCAUUUACAGGAACUGAGCAGAGGCGUCCAGAAGCUUCAACAUCAGCCCGAGGCAGAGGUCAAAGCACAUCUGUUUUCCAUCCUCACAGCUCUUCAGGAACACUAUAUUAUCCUCAGAGCAGAGGAAGUUGGAAGAAAACAUACUCACUGAAAAAUAAGAGCCCGCAGUCCUCUGUUGGACAUCCUUCAGCUUCUACCUCCUCCUCCUCCUCCUCCUCCUCCUCCUCCUCCUCCACUGUUCACCAGUCUACUUCCCAGUGUACAACUCACAGCACCUCACUGCCCAGUCACAGCAGAGGAAAAGAGGGGGAUGUCACUUUAUCAUCAGAGGUUGCUCAACAGAAGAAAAAGGGACACUUAAACAGCAAAAACACGAAUACUCUUGGAAAACUUGGUGCAGUGGUGUCUCAGGAUGAAAAUGAAAAACAAGCUUCAAGUUCAGCAGGGACUAGUGUGCAAUGUGAAAUUCUACACAGACACUCUCAAGAAUUUCAGCAUGGGGCUGAAAACAGACAUGUAGUCCUAUCAGGAAAAACUAUUAAUUCUUCAGUCGUGCCAUCAUCACUCACAGUGAACACCUCAACCAGUUUGCAGAGCAGCUCCCAAGUACAGGUUCAACCUUCCCAGACCAGCAAAACCUCCACUGCAACGAAACAGAGUAUUACUACCACAACUCCAGCAGUUCUCACAGCUGGAAAUACCACACCAGCUUUUUCUGCUCCGUCAAGAGUAUUGAAACCACCUUCCCUUAACCCCUCGUCUCAGAACAGCCAGGCCCAAAUUAGGGCAUCUUUUUUGAAAAAGUCAAAGUUCACAUGGGUAAAAAGCCAGGACAUUUCCUCCAUUGCAGGUAAAGCUGUGAUUGUUGCCCCAACAUCAGUCUUAAAGGCUGGAGCUGCCAGUGGUAGUCCCUCAGUCAGUAAGAGAAUCCCAGCUAAAAAGGUACCUCGAAAGCUCAGCCCAGUCAAUGUAGCCCACAAGACCUCAAAGUACAAAUGGAUCUCCUCUGCUGGAGCCCAAGCUAAGACAUCUCGAAAGUCUCUAUCUCCCAAAGCUUUGACUCUUGCUCAGAGAGUCCUGGAGAAGGGAGAUGCCACCAAGAGACUUAGGCCAAGUGCUUCUCCUUCUGCAAAAUUGAAAAAGGGAAUUGCAGGCUGCUCUACCAGUUCUCCACUUAGUAGCCGUUACUGUUGGAAGGCUGGGUGUCAGAGUACCUCUAUGGUAGCGACAGAAGGGGCCACAGUGGCCCGUUGUAGAUCUGCCUUCCACUGGACUGCAGAGAAAAGCAACAAAGGAAUAAAAGCAGGGCUUGUUGUUUCCCCAACUUUACCUCAGCGUGCCUCCUUGUCGUCUUCGCCUGGAGGAUUCAAGCUCCGCAGCAGGAUGAAAAUCAUCAGAAAGUCUGCUAGCAGUGGCAGUGGGUCAGAGAGGGGGAGCAGCCUGUCAACUGUAAAGUACUCCCAACGGGGCCGGAUACACACCUUCACCAGGAGUCCCAUGGGAGUUAAGAGGACACCCUCCAGGGAACUUGUGUCUUUUGGUAGACACAAGUUGAGGCGUCUUUCUCCCACCUUAUCAAGGACAAAUCCUGCCUCUUCCUCUCAUCGUAGUCCUGCCUCCCAACGGGUGUUCAGGACACACUACAAGAUGGUGACCCGCCCGGGCUUUAGCACCACGCACGUCCUGCACUAUAAUCCAGCCCUCUCCUGGCGAACCAAGAGGAUCCAGUCUGCCAGGAAUUUCCUUCAGAGCCGACUUCGACCUCCCCAUGACAGACACCCGUCAUCCAUCCAGCAGUGGAGAGGAAGCAGCAUGUGCUGGAUUCGGGGUUCCUUGUAUCGUGUGUCGGCCAAUAAGCUGUCCCGCACCGCGACAGCUAGCAUGUCGAUCAACCGAACAGGACAGUUCUCCAGCACCCAUGGCUCACACGUGAUUCCUGCCUUGACACGGCCCUUCAGCCCUCGUCACUUAGCCAGUCGUGCAGUCCAACGGAGUCUUGCCAUCAUUAGACAUGCUCGUCAGAAGAAGCAGCAAAAGCAGUACUGCAUGUACUAUAACCGCUUCGGCAAAUGUAACCGAGGGACAAGCUGUCCCUACAUACACGACCCAGACAAGGUGGCCGUCUGCACCAGAUUUUUGAGAGGGACGUGCAAGCAGGCAGAUGGCGUCUGCCCAUUCUCCCAUAAGGUCGCGAAGGAGAAGAUGCCGGUGUGUUCUUACUUCUUGAAGGGCAUCUGUAACAACAGCGACUGUCCCUACAGUCAUGUCUACGUGUCCCGCAACGCUGAAGUGUGUGAGGACUUUGUUAGAGGCUACUGUCCUGUGGGAGAGAAGUGUAAGAAGAAACACACUCUGGUGUGUCCAGACUUCUCUAAAACUGGCUCCUGCCCACGGGGCUCCCGCUGUAAGCUGCAGCACCGCCAACGAGUCAAACGAAGUGCCAGUAACAUCUCCGCCACUACAGCCAAAAAGGCACGCACUAAGGAGCCUUUGAAAAGGCCCCGUCUGUCGGUCGUCAUGCCACAGGACCCUCAGGCUGCUCCAGGGAUGCCCACUCUGGCCCUGCCGUCAUUUAUCUCCCUCUCCAGCUCUCCAGAGGAGGCAGAUGCACCAGACACACCGCCAGCAGACACUUCUCAAGUCAAAGGGAAAAAGCUGCAGAUCAAGCCUCGGCUGUAAGACUGCAGUGACCAGCAGCACUGGAGGUGAAAAGGUCUUAUUAAUAUGUGAUUUUUAAGUUUGCCCUGACAGAUAUAUUCCUUUCUCUUCCCUUUUAAUGAUUUCACUCAGGGCCUGAGAGUUUUAUCUUUAUCUAAAAACCUGGUUUACAUAUAUACUUCUGUUUACAAUCCAAUUCUUCUCAUCAGAUUUUGUAAAUUUUAAAAAGAAAAAUAAAGAAUGAGCUUUUAAUGUG
Molecule: messenger RNA, 2998 nt
Organism: Stegastes partitus (bicolor damselfish)
Lineage: Eukaryota; Metazoa; Chordata; Actinopteri; Pomacentridae
Gene: zc3h3
Product: zinc finger CCCH-type containing 3
Exons: 12
Coding region: 1-2763 (920 amino acids)
Cellular component (GO): nucleus
Molecular function (GO): metal ion binding
Source: RefSeq, a predicted model, not a curated record